AUGACCCACCAGGCUCUGACCGAGGACGACCAAGAAGUGUUGAACAUGAUGGACCUUCGUUUGGAGUUGAACGAGGAUUUCGACCAUCUGCUGUUUUCGAGAAAGGUCGACCAGGUGGCGGAGGGAGCAGGUGUGGGAGGGGGUGCCGACCACGAGGGAGGAGGCGAGAAGACGGGACGCGUCGUGAUUGAGUACAGCGUCGAGGAGGAGGAGAUCGAGGAGGAUACAUCGAGGCAGGCUCAGCACGGGGCGAGCGGCCCGGGCGGCGAUGCGAACCAGGACGAGGACUCGAGCUCGGGAUCUAGCUCCGGCUCGAGCUCGAGCGAUGAGUCGGUCGAGGACGACGGCGAGGGCGCCGGACAUAGAACGGAGCGUACGGGGGAGCACGGAGUGGCGCUCGGGGAGCGGGUGGACGAGCGAGUCGAGCUUAUCGAGCAGCAGGCGACAGGGGAAACUAAGGCUGUCGAGGAGCAGGAGGGCGGAGCGGCUGCGCAUGAGGGUGGGGUCGGAGGGCAGCAGCAGGUGGUGGGCGAGGCGGCUGCGCAGGAGGGCCGAGCAGGAGGGCAGCAGCAGGAGGGCGUGGCGGCUGCGCAGGAGGGUGGGGCAGGAGUGCAGCAGCAGGAGUUUAGGGUUGCGGCUGCGCGGGUGGGUGGGUCGGGAGGGCAGGAGCAGGAGGUCGGGGAGGCUGCUGAGGAGUAUCGUCGAGGAGAUGAGCGACAGGCCGCCGUAACAAGGAGUCACCGCACGGCCAGUGGCAGCGGACAGGCGGGCCCUUCGACCGGGUGGCCUUCGACGGCAGGCCAAUCGACGGCGAACGUUGCACCCGGAGGCCAGGUCGUCGAGCUACUGCAGAGGGUCGAGAAGGUCGAGGCGUCGCAGAAGCAGCUCGCCGCCGAUGUAUUUGCGAAACACACUGAGCAAGCCGGAGUAUUCAACAGGCUUGCUGCGGAUUUUCGGACGGCGUGGAAUACGAUUUCGGAGUCGUCGAAGAGCACACUGUCGCAGUGCGCCGAGGCUGUGAAGGGUGUCACGGCGGAGAGGAACCUGUUGGAAGGGGCGCGGGCGAAGAUCGACGAGAUGAGCGGGAAGAUCAUCGAGGGGGUGGCAGCCGCCAUCACAAAAGCGAGCAAGGACGCCGUCGAGAAGCAGCUCAAGCAGGUCGAGGAGCGGCUGGUUGCUGCGGUGCUGAAGGGUUUCGAGAAAGCCAUCAUGGAGGACAUGUUCUGCUCCACCCUCCCACGCGAGACCAUGAAGGAGCUGAAGGACAUUGUGAGGGAAGGCUACCAUGAAGCCGAAGCACGGAGGUUGGAAGUCCUCACCGAAGCGAUGGCGAGAGGUUUUCAGCGCUCGGCGGGCCCGUCGACGAGGUCGCGUCAGGAGGGUGUGGGAGGGGUUCGCAGCGGGGCUGAGCCUCGAGGUCACGAGCGGUCGGUUCCUCCGUCUUCUUCGGUGGAAGGACAUGUCGGCAGCCCGGUUGGAUCCCCACCGGCGCGUGGCCGUCAUCCCGUCGCCAAGCCCGUCGAGGAAGUCAUCGUACUCGACCAGUCGCCCCUCCCGAAGACCUCCGUAGCGGCUCCGAUCGAUCCACCUGAUGCGUUUGCUUCGAUGCGGGACAUGCUGCAAGGCCUGGGGAAAACGGGUGGGAAAGGAGUGGUCGCGGGAGAGAAAAGUGGUGCCCCGAACGAGCACAUCACCUCGAUCGGGAACAGAGCCCUAGGAAUGCGAGGUGCCUCUACCCCGUCAGGCGGCGGUGCGGGGAAAGGAGCGGGAGAAGCAAGCGCUGGGUUGCUGUCGAAGACUAAAGCUGCAUCAGCUGCGCACGGCGGUGGUGCUGGCCUUGCUGUCGGGCUUGUGGGAAAUUGGGCGUCUUCCUCAACCCCUCCAGUUGCUCCUGUCGCCGCUGCUCCGUCCCUAGGCAACGUUUGUCUUAGCGAUCCGGGCUCCCCUUCAACGUCGAAGAAGAAGCCGGCUGCGACGAAGUCGUCGAAGCGCGCUGCACACGCGACAGAGAGCCUUGACAUGGUGGAGCUGGCCAGCGUCCCUGGUCAGGCGCCUGUCGAGAAGACCUCUAUUGUCGUUGCUGCUUGA
Molecule: messenger RNA, 2088 nt
Organism: Closterium sp. NIES-65
Lineage: Eukaryota; Viridiplantae; Streptophyta; Zygnematophyceae; Desmidiales; Closteriaceae
Source: the annotation of a GenBank genome assembly